Molecule: messenger RNA, 13283 nt
Organism: Sturnus vulgaris (Common starling)
Lineage: Eukaryota; Metazoa; Chordata; Aves; Passeriformes; Sturnidae
Source: RefSeq, a predicted model, not a curated record
AUGGAGAGCGGCGGGGAUCCCGGGGCAGCGGGGACGGAGGAGCCCCGGGAGGGGUUGGAGGAGCCCCGGGAGGAUGUCCCGGAGGAGCCGUGCGCGGAGCGGUUGGCACGGGGCGCUGCCCGGGCUCUGGCCGUGCCCCCGGAGCGCUGGCGGCGCUGGGCGGGCGGCGCGGCGGGGCCGGCGCUGCGCGGCGCCACCAAAGCGCUUUUCUUCCUGCGGCCGCCCGGAGCCCGCCCCGGCCCCGCCGAGCUGCUGUGCGGGGACCUGCCCGCUGAGCCCCUGCCUCACUUCGCCGUGCUGCUGGAGGAGGUGAUCGUGCCCAUCCUGACGAACAGGAAGAACCAUCAGGGCUGGCCACGAGUGGUGUCACAAGACAUCAUCCAUCAUGUCCACAGCCUGAAAAACACUGUCUUCAAGGUUGUUGGCCAAGUGAAAGGCAAGACCUUGCUGCCUCUUCCAGCUGCCUCGGAGGGAAUUGAGAACAUUGAUCCUAAAAAUGAGAAAUUCUUGGAGCUGAUCAAUAAAUCCCUUGUACAUACCACUGAGUCAGCCAUCAUUGACUGGAGCCAGCAGAUCCAGAGAGUGCUGAAGAAAGAGUCCUCAGAGCCUCUCCUGCAAGGCACCAACCCAACCCCGAAGGUGGAACUGGAGUUCUGGAAGAGCAGGUGUGCUGACCUGGAAGGCAUUUACAGUCAGCUGACAUCCAGGAGGGUCAGCAACAUGCUGCAGGUGCUGCAGAGAGUGCAGAGCAUCUACGUGCCAGCCUUCCAAAACAUGCUCCUGGAUGUGGAGGCAGCUCUGAGCGAAGCUCAGGACAUUGACCUGCACCUGACACCCCUCCAGCAGCCCCUGGAGGACAUAGAGGCUGUUGAGUUCAGCAAGGUGAAGCCUCUCCUGGUCCCCCUGCUGCACGUGGUGUGUUGGAUCUGGGUCACCUCCAAGCACUACAGCGUGCCUGUGAGGAUCGUGGUGCUGCUCCAGGAAAUCUGCAACCUUCUCAUUCAGCAGGCUGUGCUGUACCUGUCUCCAGAAGACCUUCUGAAAGGAGAGAUGGAAGAGAGCCUGGGCAAGGUGCAAACAGUGUUUGACAUCCUGAAUGCCUUCAAAGGGGCGUUUGAGGACAGAAGGGAGAACCUGCACGUGUACUAUGAGCCAGGCCAGGAGGUGAGGAGGUGGCACUUCCACCCCAGGCUGGUGUUUGCAAGGCUGGACAGCUUCCUGCAGAGGCUGGAGAUGGUGAAGGAUCUCCUGACCACGGCCCUGGACCUGACAGAGCUGGAGAAGAUUGAGUUUGGGGGGAUGAAAGGGAAGGCCCUGGGCCAGCAGGUGCUGGACAUGUAUGAGGAGUUCCAGGAGGGCUACCAGGUGUUCUCAGAGCGAACCUACGACUGCCUGGACCUGGCCAACGUGGAGUUUGAGCAGGAUGCCUUGGCCUUCCAGCAGAAGGUGCAGGACAUUGACCGUCGGCUGGCCACGGUGUUCAGCCAGGCCUUCAGCCACGCCCCAGGCCUGGAGCACAUCUUCAAGCUGCUGGCCAUGUUCAGGAACCUUCUGGAGCGGCCAGUGAUGGCUGCAGUUGCUGCUGACAAGGUCCCUGUCGUCCUCAGCAUGUUCAGCACUGCCCUGGACCAGGCCAGGCUCACCUACACCAGGCACACCCAGGCAGGGCUGCAGCUCGGGUUCCCCCCCCUGCACAAGAAUGCCCCUCCCGUGGCUGGAGCACUGGGCUGGGCACGGGAGCUGCAGGCAAGGAUCCAGAGACCCUUGGAGCACCUGAGGAGCAUCCCAUGGCUGAGCUUGGACUCUGCCCGUGGAAGAAGGGUGCUGCAGAAAUAUGAAGAAAUGAUCCAGCUGCUCGACAGGUAUCAGGAAAAGGUGUAUUUAGACUGGUCCCAGACAGUCUCAGAAAAAUCCCAGUACAACCUCACCCAGCCUCUCCUCCGGCGAGAUCCACAGACCAAACUGCUCACGGUCAAUUUUGAUCCCCAGCUGGUGUCCGUGCUGAGGGAGGUGAGCUACCUGUGGGGCAGCGGGGCAGGAGCCAUCCCCCCAGCAGCAGCUGACAUCUACUCCUGCAAGGAAUCCUUCCAGCAGCUGGUGGCCAGCCUGGAGCUCAUGGGGAACAGGUACAACAAGGUCCUGAGGACAGUGCUGGAGGUGGAAUAUCCUCUGGUGCAGGGGCAGCUGCAGGACAUCGACUUGAAGCUGAGAGAGGCAGAAGAAACGCUGACGUGGAAGAUGGAGGGUGUCUGGGCUCACAUCUCCGGGGUGAUGGAUGAUGUGUGUGAUCUGGAGCAGAGGGUGCAGCAAGCCAAGGACAACGUUGAGGAGAUCCACAGCAUCGUGCAGUCGUGGCGGUCACCCGUAUUUGAGAGGAGGGAUUCCAAAAAGGACUCAGUGCUGAGCCUGGAGGAGUGCCAGGAGUGCCUGGAACGGCGCUACAGCCUGGUCAGGGAGUCUGGGCACAGGAUCCACUCCCUGCUGAAGGAAAACCAGAGCCUCCUACUUGCAGACCCAGCCUCUGAUGCCUGGAAGGUGUAUUUGGAUUAUGUGGAUGAGAUAGUCCUGGAUGGAUUCUUCACUGCCAUUGAGUGCUCACUCAAGUACCUCCUGGAGAACACAGACCCCAAGGCAGGGCUCGCUCCCCUGUUUGAGGUGCAGCUGGAUUUGGUGAUCCCAGAUUUGGUGUUUCACCCUCCCUUGGACCCUGGCACCAACGAUGGCUUCUGUGACAUGGUGGAAAAUCUUCUCCAGGGCAUCUUCCACAUCUCCUCGCUGGUGCCCCGGCUGGCCACGCACAGCGGCCUCUGCCACUACCAGGCUGACCUGGAGGCCAUGUCUGACCUGUGUUCAGCUCGCCAGGAGCUGCUGAGCCGUGCAGGUGCAGCGGUGUCCCUGUGCUGCGAGCACCGCGCGGGGCUGGAGCGAUUCUCGCACCUCUUUGGGGAGGACAGGAGGGAGCUGUGCCGCCAGUUCCUGCUCUACGGCCGCGCCCUCACACCCGCAGACCUGCAGGGCCAGCACGGGGUCCCCGAGACGCCACCCACGCUGCAGCAGGUCCGGGAGCACAUGGGCUCCUACGAGCAGCUCUACCAGGAGGUGGCCGACAUGCAGCCCGUCUGCACCUUCCAGGGCUGGCUCAGGCUCGAUGCACGGCCCUUCAGGGCAGCCCUGCUCAAUGAGAUUAAAAGGUGGAGCUUGGUGUUCAAGCAGCACCUCCUGGACCACGUCACGCACAGCUUGGCUGACCUGGACGAGUUCAUCCAAACAACUGAGAAAGGUUUGAGCAGAAAGGUGGAGACAGGUGACUCUGGUGGCUUGGUGGAGGUCAUGGGUCACCUGCUGGCUGUGAAGGAACGUCACAGUGCCACUGAUGCCAUGUUUGAGCCCCUGAAGGAAACCAUUGAGCUGCUGAGGAGCUAUGAGCAGCAGCUGCCUGAAGAAGUCCACCAGCAGCUGGAGGAGCUGCCAGAGAAGUGGAGCCAGGUGAAGAAGCUGGCAGAGGCUGUGAAGCAGCAGGUGGCCCCUCUGCAGGCCAGCGAGGUGACAGCCCUGCGCCAGAGCUGCGCUGCCUUCGACGCCCAGCAGCUGCGGCUGCGCGAGCGCUUCGGCAGGGAAGCGCCCUUCAGGUUUGACACUGAAAAGCCUUAUGAACUGCUGGAUGCAAAGCACAAGGAGAUUAAACAGAUGGAGUCAGCCAUGACCUCAAUUUGUGAAUCAGCUGGUCUGUUUGAAGUCAUGGUGCCAGAGUAUAAACAACUGAAGCAGUGCAGGAAGGAGCUGUGUCUUCUCAAAGAGCUCUGGGACAUGAUCUCCCUGGUGAACAGCAGCCUCCAGGACUGGCAGACCACCAAAUGGGUGGAUAUUAACGUGGAGAGCAUGGAUCUGGAGUGCAAAAGGUUUGCAAGAGAGAUUCGGAAUUUGGAUAAGGAAAUGAGGGCAUGGGAUGCUUUCAGUGGGCUGGACAGCAAGGUGAAGAACAUGCUGACAGCCCUGAAGGCUGUGGCUGAGCUUCAAAAUCCUGCCAUCAGGGAAAGGCACUGGAACCAGCUGAUGCAGGUGACAGGUGUGAGGUUUGUGAUGGACUCGGACACCACCCUGGCUGACCUGCUCAGGCUCAACCUGCAUGAGUUUGAGGGGGAGGUCCAUGGCAUUGUGGACAAAGCAGUGCGAGAGAUGAGCAUGGAGAAGGUGCUGAAGGAGCUGAGGGUCACUUGGAGCUCCAGGGAGUUUCAGUACGAGCCUCACCCCCGCACCAACAUCCCCUUGCUGAAGUCAGAUGAGGAGCUUAUUGAAACUCUAGAAGACAACCAGGUGCAGCUGCAGAAUUUAAUGUCAUCCAAAUGCAUUGCUUUCUUCCUGGAGGAGGUGUGUGCCUGGCAGAGGAAGCUCUCCACCGCUGACUCUGUCAUGGCCCUGUGGUUCGAGGUGCAGCGCACCUGGUCUCACCUGGAGAGCAUUUUCAUAGGCUCGGGAGACAUCCGGGCACAGCUGCCCCAGGACUCCAGACGUUUUGAAGGCAUUGAUGUGGAUUUUAAAGAACUGGCCUAUGAAGUUCAGAAAACCCCAAAUGUAGUUGAAGCCACGAAUAAGCCAGGUCUGUCCCAGCAGCUGGAGGACAUCCAGAGUAGGUUGUCUCUGUGUGAGAAGGCUUUGGCUGAAUAUUUGGACAUGAAAAGGUUGGCCUUUCCCAGAUUUUACUUCAUUUCUUCUGCAGAUUUACUGGAUAUUCUUUCCAACGGCACCAACCCACAUUUGGUGCAGCGUCACCUUUCCAAACUCUUUGACAACUUGGCCAAGCUGAAAUUCCAGGUGGACUCUGAGCAGAAGACAACCAAGGUUGGCCUGGGAAUGUACAGUAGAGAGGAGGAAUAUGUGCAGUUCAGUGAGCCCUGUGACUGCAGUGGGCAGGUGGAGGUGUGGCUCAGCCGCCUGCUGGACACCGUGAGGGCCACGGUGAGGGACGGGAUGAGCGCGGCUGUGGCGGCGUACGAGGACAAGCCCAGGGACCAGUGGCUCUUUGACCACCCUGCCCAGGUGGCUCUCUGCUGCACCCAGAUCUGGUGGACAGCUGAGGUGGGCAUGGCCUUCUCCAGGAUGAAGGAAGGCUAUGAGAAGGCCAUGAAGGAGUACCACAAGAAGCAGGUGGCCCAGCUGAACACACUGGUGACAAUGCUGCUGGGGCAGCUCUCCAAGGGCGACAGGCAGAAGAUCAUGACCAUCUGCACCAUCGACGUGCACGCGCGGGACGUGGUGGCCAAGAUGAUAGCACAGAAGGUGGACAGUGGCCAGGCCUUCCUGUGGCUGUCACAGCUGCGGCACCGCUGGGUGGACGAGGAGCGGCACUGCUGGGCCAGCAUCUGCGACGCCCAGUUCCUGUACAGCUACGAGUACCUGGGCAACACCCCCCGGCUGGUCAUCACCCCCCUGACUGACAGGUGUUACAUCACCCUGACCCAGUCUCUGCACCUGACCAUGAGCGGGGCCCCUGCUGGCCCUGCUGGCACGGGCAAGACAGAGACCACCAAGGACUUGGGCCGUGCCCUGGGCAUCAUGGUGUACGUGUUCAACUGCUCUGAGCAGAUGGACUACAAGUCCUGUGGGAAUAUUUACAAAGGCCUUUCCCAGACAGGAGCCUGGGGCUGUUUUGAUGAAUUUAACAGGAUCUCGGUUGAGGUCCUUUCUGUGGUUGCUGUACAGGUGAAGAGUGUGCAGGAUGCAAUCCGGGAGAAGAAGAAAUCCUUCAAUUUUCUGGGAGAAGACAUUAACCUAGUCCCCUCAGUGGGGAUUUUCAUCACCAUGAACCCUGGUUACGCAGGACGAACCGAGCUACCUGAGAAUUUAAAAGCUCUCUUCAGGCCCUGUGCAAUGGUUGUGCCAGACUUUGAGCUCAUCUGUGAGAUUAUGUUGGUGGCCGAGGGCUUCCUCGAGGCCCGAGCCUUAGCCAGGAAGUUCAUCACGCUCUACCAACUCUGCAAGGAGCUCCUGUCCAAGCAGGAUCACUAUGACUGGGGGCUGCGGGCCAUCAAGUCCGUGCUGGUGGUGGCCGGCUCCCUGAAGCGCGCGGACCCCGAGCGCCCCGAGGAGCAGGUGCUGAUGCGCUCCCUGCGCGACUUCAACAUCCCCAAGAUGGUGACAGAGGAUGUGCCAGUGUUCCUGGGGCUCAUUGGGGACCUGUUCCCUGCUCUGGACGUGCCUCGGAAGCGUGACCUGCAUUUCGAGGCCGUGGUGAAGGAGGCAGUGCUGGAGCUGCAGCUGCAGCCUGAGGACAACUUUGUGCUCAAGGUGGUGCAGCUGGAGGAGCUGCUCAGUGUCCGGCACUCCGUGUUCGUGGUGGGAGCUGCAGGCACAGGCAAGUCCCAGGUGCUCAGGUCCCUGCACAAGAGCUACCAGAGGAUGAAGCGCCGUCCUGUGUGGACAGACCUCAACCCCAAGGCAGUCACCAAUGAUGAACUUUUUGGCAUCAUUAACCCAGCAACGAGGGAGUGGAAAGAUGGACUGUUCUCAUCAAUCAUGAGAGAACUGGCCAACAUCUCACAUGAUGGUCCCAAGUGGAUGGUACUGGAUGGAGAUAUUGAUCCAAUGUGGAUUGAAUCUCUUAACACUGUGAUGGAUGAUAAUAAGGUGCUGACCCUGGCCAGCAACGAGAGGAUCCCCCUGAACCCCAGCAUGAGGCUGCUGUUUGAGAUCAGCCACCUGCACACAGCCACCCCGGCCACCGUGUCCCGGGCAGGGAUCCUGUACAUCAACCCCUCGGAUCUGGGCUGGAAUGCCCCUGUGAGCAGCUGGAUUGACAGGAGAGAGGUGCAGUCUGAGAGAGCCAACCUGACCAUUCUGUUUGACAAGUACCUGCCUGUCUGCCUGGACAGCCUCCGAACCAGAUUUAAGAAGAUCAUUCCUAUUCCUGAGCAGAGCAUGGUUCAGAUGCUGUGUUACCUCCUGGAAUGCCUCCUGACAGAGGACAACACACCUCCUGACUGUCCCAAGGAGCUUUAUGAACUUUACUUUGUCUUUGCUGCUGUCUGGGCCUUUGGUGGGUCCAUGUUCCAGGACCAGCUCGUGGACUACAGAGUGGAGUUCAGCAAGUGGUGGGUGGCAGAGUUCAAGACAAUCAAGUUUCCUUCUCAGGGCACAGUCUUUGACUUUUAUGUUGAUCCAGAAACAAAGAAGUUUGAGCCUUGGUCUAAACUUAUUCCCCAAUUUGAAUUUGAUCCAGAGGUGCCACUGCAGGGCUGCCUGGUGCCCACGGCUCAGAGCGUUUGCCUGCGGUUCCUGGUGGCCGGGCUGCUGCAGCGCCGGCGCCCUGUGCUGCUGGUGGGCACUGCUGGCACGGGCAAGUCUGUGCUGCUGGGGGACACCCUCUGCUCCCUGGACACACAGCUCUUCCUGGUGAAGAAGGUCCCCUUCAACUACUACACCACCUCUGCCAUGCUGCAAGGUGUGCUGGAGAAGCCUCUGGACAAAAAGGCUGGCAGGAACUACGGCCCCCCAGGCAGCAAGAGGCUGGUGUUCUUCAUCGAUGACCUGAACAUGCCGCGGGUGGACGCGUACGGCACCGUGCAGCCCCACACCCUGCUCAGGCAGCACCUGGACUAUGGCCACUGGUACGACAGGAGCAGGCUGUCCCUGAAGGAGAUCAGCAAUGUGCAGUUUGUGUCCUGCAUGAACCCGACUGCUGGGAGCUUCACCAUCAACCCUCGGCUCCAGCGUCACUUCUGUGUCUUCGCUCUCUCCAACCCUGAUCAGGACUCCUUGUCCAGGAUCUACAGCACCAUCCUAGGGCAGCACCUGGCCAGUGGGAAUUUCUCAGAGGCUGUGCAGAAAUCAGCCCAGCAGCUCAUUGCCCUGGCCCUGGGGCUGCAUAGGAAGGUGGCUGCCACUUUCCUGCCAACAGCUGUCAAGUUCCACUACAUCUUCAACCUCAGAGACUUUGCCAAUAUUUUCCAGGGCCUUCUGUUCUCUACCCCUGAAUGUCUGAAGCAGCCCCAGGACCUGGUGAAGCUCUACCUGCACGAGUCCAACCGGGUGUACCGGGAUAGGAUGGUGGAAGAAAUGGAUUGUGAUACUUUUGAUAAAAUGCAGCGGGAGAUGGUGAAGAAAUGCUACAAUGACAUUGAUGACACUUUAGAGCAGGCCAAACACAUGAAUAUUUAUUGCCAUUUUGCCAAAGGCCUCGGGGAACCUGGCUAUAGGCCAGUUCCAAGCUGGGAGGAGCUGAACCAGAUCCUGGUGGAAGCCUUGGACAGCUACAACGAAGUCAAUGCUGCCAUGAACCUGGUGCUGUUUGAGGAUGCCAUGGGCCACGUCUGCCGCAUCAGCCGCAUCCUGGAGGCGCCGCGGGGCCACGCGCUGCUGGUGGGAGUGGGAGGCAGUGGCAAACAGAGCCUGACCCGCCUGGCAGCUUUCCUCAGCAACCUCGAGGUCUUCCAGAUCACCCUGAGGAAAGGCUAUGGCAUCCCUGACCUCAAGGCAGACCUGGCCAGCCUGUACCUGAAGGCUGGGCUGAAGAGUGUGGGCUCUGUGUUCCUGCUGAGUGAUGCACAGCUGGCUGAUGAGCAGUUCCUGGUGCUGGUCAACGACUUCCUGGCAUCAGGGGAAAUCCCAGAUCUCUUCCCUGAUGAUGAAGUGGAAAACAUCACCAGCAGUGUGAGGGGUGAGGUCAGAGCCCGGGGGCUGGUGGAUUCCAGGGAGAAUUGCUGGAGGUUUUUCAUCGAGCGAGUUCGACGGCUGCUGAAGGUCGUGCUGUGCCUGUCCCCCGUGGGCCCCAGGCUGCGGCUCUGCAGCCGCCGUUUCCCAGCCCUGGCGGGCUGCAGCACCAUGGACUGCUUCCAGCCAUGGCCCCGGCAGGCCCUGGAGUCCGUGAGCCGCCGCUUCCUGCGGGACAUGGACACCCUGCAGGAUUCAGUCAAGGAUUCAAUAAGCAAAUUCAUGGCCCACGUCCACAUCAGUGUCAAUGAGAUGUCCCGGCUGUACCUCAGCAACGAGCACCGCUACAACUACACCACCCCCAAGUCCUUCCUGGAGCACAUCAAACUCUACCAGAGCCUGCUGCUGGAAAAGGACAAGGAUUUAAAGGCCAAAAUGGAGCGGCUGGAGAACGGCCUGGAGAAGCUCAAGAGCACUUCUGCACAGGUGGAUGAGCUGAAGGCCAAGCUGGCAGCCCAGGAGGUGGAGCUGAAGCAGAAGAAUGAGGAUGCUGACAGGCUGAUCCAGGUGGUGGGGGUGGAGACGGAGAAGGUGAGCAAGAAGAAGGCGGUGGCUGAUGAGGAGGAGCGGAAGGUGGCUCUCAUCACCCAGGAGGUCGAGCAGAAGCAGAAGGACUGUGAAGAGGACCUGGCCAAGGCUGAGCCUGCCCUGGCAGCUGCCCAGGAUGCUCUCAACACCCUCAACAAGACCAAUCUGACGGAGCUGAGGUCCUUUGGGUCACCUCCUUCUGCUGUCAGCAACGUCACCGCAGCCGUGAUGGUGCUGACGGCCCCGGGAGGGAGGAUCCCCAAGGACAGGAGCUGGAAGGCAGCCAGAGUGGCCAUGGCAAGGGUAGACAGCUUCCUGGACUCCUUGAUCAACUUCAACAAGGAGAACAUCCAUGAGAACUGCCUCAAAGCCCUCCAGCCCUAUUUGCAAGACCCCAAGUUCAACCCCGAGUUCGUGGCCACCAAGUCGUCGUCGGCGGCCGGGCUGUGCUCGUGGGUGCUGAACAUGGCGCGCUUCCACCGCGUGUUCUCCGAGGUGCAGCCCAAGAGACAGGCUCUGGACAGGGCCAACGCUGAGCUGGCAGCAGCCCAGGACAAGCUGGCCACUGUCAAGGCCAAAAUCGCCCGCCUCAACGAGAACCUGAGCAAGCUGACGGCCAGGUUUGAGCAGGCCACGGCAGACAAAGUCAAGUGUCAGCAGCAGGCUGAGGCCACAGCCUGCACCAUCGCCCUGGCCAACCGCCUGGUUGGGGGACUUGCCUCUGAAAACGUGAGAUGGGCUGAGGCUGUGAAGGACUUCAAAGAGCAGCAGAGCACCUUGUGUGGAGACAUCCUGCUGAGCACAGCCUUCGUGUCCUACCUGGGCUACUUCACCAGGAAAUACCGCCAGGACCUCCUGGAGGGCAUCUGGAGGCCCUAUUUGCACCAGCUAAAGUGUCACUGCCCUGCUGCAGGAGGCACCAGUGCUGUUUCCCACAGGUAUCUGGACACACUGGAACAAGCCCUGGCUGCUGGAGACGUGGUUUUGAUUGAGAACCUGGAGGAAUCGGUGGAUCCAGUGCUGGGGCCGUUACUGGGCCGAGAAACAAUCAAGAAAGGCAGGUACAUCAAGAUUGGGGACAAGGAGUGUGCCUUGCACCCUGCCUUCCGUCUGAUCCUGCACACCAAGCUGGCAAACCCUCACUUCCAGCCCGAGCUGCAGGCACAGUGCACCCUCAUCGACUUCUCUGUCACCCGCCACGGCCUCGAGGAGCAGCUGCUGGGGGCUGUGGUGAGCCUGGAGAGGCCAGACCUGGAGGAGCUGAAGUCAGAUCUCACAAAGCAACAGAAUGGAUUCAAGAUCACCUUGAAAACAUUGGAGGACAAUUUGCUCUCUCGGCUGUCGUCAGCAUCUGGGAAUUUCCUGGGAGACACAGCGUUGGUGGAAAACCUGGAGACCACUAAAAGGACAGCUGCAGAGAUUGUGGAGAAGGUGCAGGAGUUUAAGGUGACAGAAGCCAGGAUUAAUGAGGCCAGGGAGCAGUACAGACCUGCAGCCUGCCGUGCUGCCCUGCUCUACUUCACCAUGAACGAGCUCCAUGCCAUCCACCCCAUGUACCAGUUCUCUCUGAAGGCGUUCCAUGGGGUGUUCCAGAAGGCCAUUGAGAGGGCAGCUCCUGCUGACAGCCUGCCAGGGCGGGUGCUGAGCCUCACGGACAGCAUCACCUUCUCCGUGUUCCAGUACACGGCCCGGGGGCUCUUCGAGAGGGACAAACUGACCUUCAGUGCCCAGCUCACCUUCCAGAUCCUUCUGAUGAAUAAAGAAAUCAACCCAGCAGAACUGGAUUUCCUGCUCAGAUACCCAGCACAGCCUGGAGUCACAAGCCCUGUGGAGUUCCUGUCUGACCACUCCUGGGGAGGAAUCAAGGCUCUCUCUUGCAUGGAGGAAUUCAGAAACCUGGAUCGGGAUAUUGAAGGGUCUGCCAAACGGUGGAAGAAGUUUGUGGAGUCGGAGUGUCCCGAGAAGGAGAGGUUCCCGCAGGACUGGAAGAACAAGUCAGCCCUGCAGCGCCUGUGCAUCCUGAGAGCCCUGCGGCCAGACCGUGUCCCCUGCGCCGUCAGAGAUUUUGUAGAAGAAAAGCUGGGCAGCAAAUAUGUGGUGGGGAGAUCCCUGGAUUUUGCAACGACCUUUGAGGAAUCAGGGCCUGCAACCCCGAUGUUUUUUAUCCUGUCCCCAGGAGUGGACCCACUGAAGGAUGUGGAGAAACAUGGGAAGAAGCUGGGCUACACCUUCAACCACAGGAACCUCCACAACAUUUCUCUUGGACAAGGCCAGGAGGUGGUGGCAGAGCAAGCUCUGGAUCUGGCUGCAAAGGAGGGUCACUGGGUCAUCCUUCAGAACAUCCACCUGGUGGCCAAGUGGCUGAGCUGUCUGGAGAAGAAGCUGGAGCAGCUCAGCGAGGGCAGCCACCAGGAUUUCCGCGUGUUCGUCAGCGCGGAGCCGGCGCCGUGCCCCGAGAGCCACAUCAUCCCCCAGGGCAUCCUGGAAAACUCCAUCAAAAUCACCAGCGAGGCCCCCACAGGCAUGCACGCCAACCUGCACAAGGCCCUGGACAACUUCAGCCAGGACACCCUGGAGAUGUGCAGCCAGGAGAAGGAGUUCAGGAGCAUCCUCUUUGCCCUCUGCUAUUUCCACGCGGUGGUGGCGGAGCGGCGCAAGUUCGGCCCCCAGGGCUGGAACCGCCCGUACCCCUUCAGCACCGGGGACCUCACCAUCUCUGUCAGCGUGCUCCACAACUACCUGCAGGCCAGCUCCAAGGUCCCCUACGAUGACCUGCGCUACCUCGUGGGUGAGAUCAUGUAUGGAGGUCACAUCACGGAUGACUGGGACAGGCGGCUCUGCAGAACCUACCUGGAAGAGUUUAUUAAGCCAGAAAUGCUGGAGGGAGAGCUCUGCCUUGCUCCUGGAUUUCCCCUCCCAGGGAACAUGGAUUAUAAUGGCUAUCACCAGUACAUAGACGAUGCCCUGCCUCCAGAGUCUCCCUACCUGUACGGCCUCCACCCCAACGCCGAGAUCGGCUUCCUGACACAGCGCUCGGAGCGGCUCCUGCGCACCGUGCUGGAACUGCAGCCCCGGGACAGCAGCACGGGCCAGGGAGCACUGGGGACCAGGGAGGAGAUGGUGCAAGCCCUUCUGGAAGAGAUGUUAGAGAAGCUCACAGAUGAGUUCAACAUGGCAGAGCUGGUGGCAAAGGUGGAGGAGAGGACGCCCUACGCUGUGGUUGCCCUGCAGGAGUGCGAGCGCAUGAACGCGCUCACGGCCGAACUGCGGCGCUCGCUCACGGAGCUGGAGCUGGGGAUGAAGGGGGAGCUGACCAUGACCAGCGACAUGGAGGCCUUGCAGAACUCCCUUUUCUUGGACACAGUGCCUGAGUCCUGGCUGAAGAGAUCUUACCCUUCCACAGCCAGCCUGGGCUCGUGGUUUGCUGACCUCCUGGCUCGCAUCAGCGAGCUCGAAGCCUGGACCAGGGACUUCUCCUUGCCCUCCACCUUGUGGCUGGGAGGGUUCUUCAACCCCCAGUCCAUCCUGACGGCCGUCAUGCAGACUGCAGCCCGCAAGAACAAGUGGCCCCUGGACAAGAUGACAUUGCAGUGUGAUGUGACAAAGAAGAGCAGAGAGGAUUUCGCCAGUGCUCCUCGUGAGGGGGCCUAUGUGCAUGGUCUGUUCAUGGAGGGAGCACGCUGGGAUGUUCAGGCCGGGACCAUCACGGACGCCAGGCUGCAGGAGCUCACCCCAGCCAUGCCUGUCGUGUUCAUCAAGGCCAUCCCUGGGGACAAGCAGGACAGCAGGGCUCUGUACCCCUGUCCUCUGUACAAAACACGCCACAGAGGCCCAACCUAUGUGUGGACUUUGAACCUCAAAACAAAGGAGAACCCUUCCAAGUGGGUGCUGGCUGGUGUGGCCUUGCUGCUGCAGAUCUAAGGCACCAGCACGGCCCCUGCUCUGCAAAUCCCUCACAGUGCCUUUGUCACACAAUUAAAUGCUGAGAUUAGCCCAAGUUCCAUCUCCCUGAUGGACUCCCAGGUUAUGUAGGCAGGACUGUCUCUGUG